This is a messenger RNA of Coregonus clupeaformis (lake whitefish), 3699 nucleotides long. Its product is annotated as major facilitator superfamily domain-containing protein 6. Lineage: Eukaryota; Metazoa; Chordata; Actinopteri; Salmoniformes; Salmonidae. Gene Ontology annotation, cellular component: plasma membrane. Gene Ontology annotation, biological process: antigen processing and presentation of exogenous peptide antigen via MHC class I. The transcript has 7 exons. The record is from RefSeq and is a predicted model, not a curated record. Bases 283 to 2673 code for a protein of 796 amino acids.
UGGUCUGGCAGUUGUGGGCAGGUGAGAAAUGACGUCAAUGCAAACUUCUCCGAAAUAGAUGCGUUCAAUAUGACUUGCCCCAUAUAAUUGGGAUAACUAUUGAACAGUUUUGUUGUUGUUGGUGUGACUUUAAACGACAGUUUAUUCACCCUAUGACAGUCGUCGCCAAUUGGACAGCUAAAUGAUGGGCUCAAGAAGAUAGGCUACAUUGUAUACAAGCUGUCUAUCCUCCAACAACCGACGCACGGAAACCUUGAAACAUUGAAACAAUAAUUUUGGGAGAUGGCGAGUGACGACCGGGUGGCCAUCUUGACAGAUGAUGAGGAGGAUCAGAAGAGGAAGUACGUCAUGGCAGAACCCUUCAGCACCCUGUCCAAAACCUUGGAUCAGAUAGCAGCAGGUGCGGGCCCCACCGCUGCCUCCCAAGGUCCAGCAUCACCCCCCACAGACACACCUGCCAAUCCCAGCAAUGACUGCCUGGAGAAGAACUGCGUGCAGAUCGACAACCACUUACUCAUCUCCAAGGUCUUCUACUUCUUCUUCUAUGCGGCCUAUGGGUCCCUGCACCCGUUGCUGCCCGUCUACUACAAGCAACUGGGCAUGACGCCCAGCCAGAGCGGCCUGCUGGUCGGGAUACGGUACUUCAUCGAAUUCUGCAGCGCCCCCUUUUGGGGGGUUGUGGCGGACCGCUUCAAGAAGGGCAAGGUGGUGCUGCUGUUCUCCGUCUUCUGCUGGUUGGUGUUCAACAGCGGCAUCGGCUUCAUCAAGCCUGCCUCCAUGACCUGCGUGGAGAGGAAACCUACAGUCGUGUCCCCCACCAGCUCCGCCCACCUCGGUCAGUCGGCCAAUCACAGCAGGAACCGCAGGGGUGAGAUUGGAUACUUUUUCCCCCUCCCUUUGGCAUCAGGCUCAGUUAGCGGUCCCUUGCACAGGUAUGUGAGGAGCGAUGGUGGUAAUGUCACGGGACCUGUGCCUUCCUCCACCACCUCCACAACAAUGUCGACCUCUUUCCCCUCCACCACCACCACCACCAAAACAAAAACAACAACAACAAAAACAGCAGCAACAACAACAGCCAGCUCAAAACCUGCCUCAAAUCUAACCACGACCAAACCAACUGCCACUACCAAAGUCUAUGACAUCAUCUCCAACCACGACCAGGUGGAGACCAUCUUUCUCCUGAUCCUGCUGGUCAUCAUCAUCGGUGAGUUCUUCAGUGCUCCGGCCAUGACCAUCGUGGACACGCGCACCCUGCAGUACCUGGGCCCCCACCGGGACCGCUAUGGUCUGCAGAGGAUGUGGGGCUCCCUGGGCUGGGGCCUGUCAAUGCUGUGUGUGGGCAUCUGGAUCGACCACACACACAUCAAGCUCUUCAUCCAGGGCACCGGCUGCAUCGUGCCCGACUACAAGAACUACCAGAUAGCCUUUAUUGUCUUUGGAGUCCUGAUGGCCGUUGCUUUUAUAGUGUCCACACAGUUCUACUUUGAGAGUAGUACUAGUGACCAUCGGCCAAUGGAGGUCCAGGUGGAGGAGGAUAAGAGACAGGAGGUGGAGUCUCCUCAAACGUCCAGUGGAGUUUCAUCUCCCGAAGGGCAUACGGUGGAAUCGUUAGAAUCUCAAAGUUCUGUCAGCCAGCGGUUCCUUUACAGGGAUCUCCUUCGGCUGCUGUGCGGUGUGCAAUACGGCUCGGUGCUCUUUGUGGCCUGGUUCAUGGGAUUCGGCUACGGCUUCGUGUUCACUUUCCUCUACUGGCACCUGGAGGACCUGAAGGGGACCACCACACUUUUUGGAGUCUGCUCGGUGCUUAGCCACAUCUCAGAGCUGGUAGCCUACUUCACCAGCCACAAGCUCAUCGAGCUCAUCGGCCAUAUAAGGGUGCUGUACAUCGGGCUGGCCUGCAACACGGCCCGCUACCUCUACAUCUCCUACCUGGAGAACGCCUGGGUCGUCCUGCCCAUGGAGGUCCUUCAAGGUGUGAGCCAUGCCUUAGUGUGGGCAGCGUGUAUCUCCUACCUGAGUGCUGCUGUGCCUCCAGAGCUGAGGACCUCUGCCCAGGGUAUCCUCCAGGGCCUGCACCUGGGGCUGGGCCGGGGCUGUGGGGCCAUGGUGGGGGGAGUGUUAGUCAACUUCUUUGGAGCAGCCCACACCUUCAGAGGGAUAGGAAUGGCAUCCCUCGUCAUCCUCCUCCUCUUCGCUCUCAUCCAAUGGCUGGCUGUGCAGAGUGGGGAGAAAAACACCAAAAUGCUGGCUGAGAACAUUCCCGUCCCCUCCAGUCCUGUUCCCAUAGCGACCAUCGACGUUAUCCAAUCAGAUAACGCCGCCACAACGCCACCACCAAGGAAGACCAAGCACCAGGAGGAGCAGGAGGACCUGAGCAAGCCCCCCUGGGUGGUGUCUGCCUCGCCCUGGGUCACCCUGGCCUUCGCCCUGCACCAGAUCAGAGAGAUGGCUGUCCUGGCCAGGAGCAGCCCUGCCAACAACCAUCAGCCGCUGCAGGAGAUAAAUGAGAUUAGCACAGAUGAACCAACAGAGGAAACCUCCCAGUCCUCAUCCCAAGACCCCCCAAGCAGGUCCCCACAAACUGGACCCUCUCAGGGGGGAACCCCCCUACCUGACCAGGAUCCCCCUACGCCUGCUGACCAACCACCCCUCCCCACUGCCCACACACAGUAAGGGGGUGGGAAGGGGAGACACAUUGCACAUUUUGAGGAACUGUCCCAAAAUGUUUUCCAAGCAACACCACCAACCCACAUGGAGUCAAGGGCUGGCGGAAGUUAUAAAAAGAGUGGAGAGUAUGUUUUUACAGACUGGACGGAAGAAAAAUACAGCCCAAAAUGAGAGGUUGUAUUUGUCCUCUUAGCAGAGAGGACUUAACCAGUGCCUUUAGGGAUCUGAGGAAAAGCUAUUGCCUUGAAGCAGCUACUGUUGCACUUUCAAAUGGAUGUAAAAAUUGUAAGCAAUUUUUUAAAACUUGUCCUGGAAAUCUGGAUAUUAGGUUAGAUUGAAUAGGGCUCUAUUUGUCUCAAUGACCCUCAAACUGCACAAGUGCCUGAGCCUCGUCAUCAGUUGGCGAAUCACACUCAUGCAGAAGUGACACACUCAAUCUAAAUAGCUGUGUGUGUAAUGGCUGCUUUGUGGGAUGUGGACGGCAGAGAUUUCUCUUACAUAGAGUUUAGGGGCACGUUCAAUAGGAAAACGUUGUGGAAUGAUGCAGAUAGAAAUGUUAUGAUUAGAACUGACAGGAAUCCUUAUUUUUUAAGUCAGAGAGACAUGUUUGUUCUACAUACUAGGCUAUAUCUGAAACAAGUUGCUCUCCUGAACGUGGCCCUGCUUUUACAUGUAAAUGUUUACUGUGUCUAGUCUGACUAUCAACCACUGAUGCCGUGGAAAAAUAUACUUAUUUAAAAAAGGUUUAUGAAGUGAUUGUGUCAGAUCUGAUAUCCACCAGGCUUUCAGGGUCUAUAAUGUCUAUUUAACUAUAACUCCAUUAGUUCUGGAGAUCCCCCUCUGUGAAUGUAUUUUCACAUGCAUAUUUGUCAAAUGAAAAAUGUAGUCCAAUGCCUGGCCAAAAUGUCACAAACAUCAAAUAUUUAACUACAGUCCUAUUUAGACAGAAAUUGCAAAUAUGUCAAACUGCUUUCCUCCAGCACCAUCUAAAACUGUUCAGACAUGUAAUGACCCUUUUACAUGACAUGGAUU